Messenger RNA from Hippocampus comes (tiger tail seahorse), 374 nucleotides. Its product is annotated as zinc finger protein 157-like. Lineage: Eukaryota; Metazoa; Chordata; Actinopteri; Syngnathiformes; Syngnathidae. The annotation marks the transcript as partial. The transcript has 2 exons. The record is from RefSeq and is a predicted model, not a curated record.
AAACAUUAUUAUUGUUAAUAUGUCUGUUAAACAGGACAACGUAAAUCCAGCAUUGACGCAGGACACCUUCGUUCAGCAGACGUCGUGUGGGUCUGCCCAGCAUGGCGGCAACUCGGACCCCAAGGAUCAUGAUGAUCCAGACCAUCAGGAACAGGAAGACGCCAAUGACACCGGCCACGUGGACGGCACCAAACAUGGUCUCCAAGCUGGCAAACAGAGCGGCAGGAACUCGAGCAACCGGCAGCCCAGAGCCCGUCAGGCAGCGCGCCAGCGUGACAAGAACUUCUCAUGUUCACUCUGCGGACGCACUUUUGCCCUGCGGCGUAGCCUCAAUGUGCACAUGCGGCAGCACACGGGUCAGUGCUCACCUUAUU